Triticum dicoccoides is the source of this 1871-nucleotide messenger RNA. Its product is annotated as ankyrin repeat domain-containing protein 27-like. The transcript is spliced from 13 exons. The record is from RefSeq and is a predicted model, not a curated record. NCBI's taxonomy places the organism in Eukaryota, Viridiplantae, Streptophyta, Magnoliopsida, Poales, Poaceae. Gene Ontology annotation, molecular function: protein binding. Bases 57 to 1547 code for a protein of 496 amino acids.
GGCGGGAGCGCUUCGACGGGUUCGCGCCGGGGAGCUUCCAGAACGUGUCGUCGGGCAUGGCCUACUUCCCCUCCCAGGACCGGGUGGGCCACAUGAGUCCGGAGCAGAGGGAAGGGCUGGACCGCAUGCUCACCUCGGAAACCGUGAGCCGCUACAUCGCGCAGUCGGGCGUCGACCCCAAUAAAAUCUUCUUUGCUCCACCCACUAUAUUUGGUGGCGCGGAUGGGGACCGCAGUGAGCCGAAUGACUCUGUGAAGAUGGACGACAUGGGGCCACUGCAUGAGGCAGCAUGCACGGGGAAAAUUGAGACAUGCCAAUACUUGGUGGAGCAGCUUGGGUUUGACAUCAAUACUGAAGCUAAUGAUGAUUCAGGCAUGACACCUUUGGCUUGUGCGGUGUUGCGUGAUAAAUCAGUUACUGUGGAGUAUUUGCUUGACAAAGGUGCUAAUCCCAAUAAGCAAGACAACAAAAGAUUUACUCCUCUGCACUACGCUACAAAAGAAGGGAAUAACCGACUGGUACGACUCUUGCUGUCGAAAGGAGCUAGUGUUGAUGUAUUCUCUUCUGAAGGGACACCACUACAUGUUGCUGCCUCUUAUGGGAAGUCUGGCAUCAUACAGAUUUUAUUGCAGCACAAUGCAGAUCCGAACACGGUUUCGGCAGAUUUAGGCACACCGAUGACUGCAGUUCUUUGUGUUGCUUCUGGAAGAAUUACUGAGUCUGAUGCUUUAAAGUGCAUGAAGCUCCUUGUCAAGGCUGGUGGCGAUUUGAAUUGUGUAAAUCCUGACACUCCAUUGGUAAUAGCAACUAGCAAAGACUUAUCUGAGUGUGUUGAGUAUUUGCUGGAGGUUGGCGCAGAUGCCAAUAUUCCAAGCAAUCAAGGCCGUAUGAUACCAAUAGAAAUUGCUGCAAACUCUGGAAGAAGAAAGCUUGUUGAGACUCUGUUUCCUUUCACUUUACCCAUUCAAUCUGUGUCAAACUGGAGUGUUGAAGGAAUCAUUGCCCAUGCAAAGUUAAGGCAAUCAAACAAGGGUAAGCAAAGUGAUAAAGACAGCAACAUUCAGCUGAAAUUAAAUGCAGAAGUAACAACCAAGAAAGAAGACUCUGGUGCACCAAAGAAGCACUGUGCCAAGGACAAGGGAGGUGAUAAAGAUAAAAAGGCUGAACUGAAAUUACUCAGUGCAAAAGCAGUCGAGCGGAAGGACUACGCUGCUGCAUUAAAAUUCUACAGUGAGGCAAUCAAAGUGGAUCCUGAAGAUGCAACGCUGUAUUCCAACAGGAGCCUUUGCCAUCUAAAGAGCGGCGGGGCGCAUGAUGCUUUGGCUGAUGCCAUUGCAUGUGUAAAUCUGCAGCCUGAUUGGGCGAAGGGUUACUAUCGGAAGGGAGCUGCCCUCAUGUCGCUGAAGGAGUGUAAAGAAGCGUGUGACGCGUUCCUGGCUGGAGGGAAACUGAAUCCUGCAAGCGUGGAGAUUCACGACGCAUUCUGGGAGGCGGUCGAGGCAAUGAAGAAGCAACAUUCGGAUCGACAAAGCGCGGGCCCGGUCUGAGCAGAGCCUUCGUGGGCGAGUUCAUGCAUGCUUCGGUUCGGCGGUGCUCCUCUCGGGCUUCCCUUCUCCCUGCCUUUUGGUUCUAAACACAGGGAGGAGUGGUGUUGAGCCGUGAAUGCUCGGUUCUUUUAAAAUGUGCGUAACGUCCCGUAGCACGUACGUUUAUAGAUCAGUAAAGUAGUGAUCUAAACACUCUUAUAUUUCUUUAUGGAGGGAGUACUUGCGAUGGACGAAGUGGUUUUCUCUUUACCGAUACUCUAGGUUGCAUGAUGAAGGCAUGACAAGUGCAAGUGUGUUCUGUUCCUGCAGAAUAGUUAUAGACCA